UGUUCAAUAAUCAAUCUGGACGUUCUUGGUUGUACAAUCAACUUACACGAUGGAACAUAUCCUACUACAUAUUCUUCUUCUUUUUCUUCUAAUCUCCAUAUCCGCAACAUCCUUUUACAGUUAUUCUUUCAGCUUUCAAUCUCCAACACAUGAAAGUUCUUCUGAUUCUCUUAAAACAGCAGUGCUGCUAAAAAACGUUUCUGUUAAAGAUUUGAUACUUGAGCUUGCUAAUGAUCAAGAAACUGUCAAUUGGAUGAAGAAAGUUAGGAGAAAAAUUCAUCAGAACCCAGAACUUGCAUUUGAAGAAUAUGAGACAAGUAAGCUUAUCAGAGAUGAGCUGGAUCAACUUGGUGUUGCUUAUAAAUGGCCUGUGGCUACAACUGGUGUUGUGGCUACAAUUGGUUCUGGUUCACCACCCUUUGUUGCGUUAAGAGCUGAUAUGGAUGCUCUGCCAAUUCAGGAAUUGACUGGAUGGGAGUACAAGAGUAAAGUAGAUGGAAAAAUGCAUGCCUGUGGACAUGAUGGGCACGUUGCUAUGCUCCUUGGUGCUGCAAAGAUCCUGCAAGAAUUGCGGGAUACAUUGCAGGGAACUGUAAUCUUGAUAUUUCAACCAGCUGAGGAACAAGGCCUAGGUGCGAAAAGCAUGGUUGAAGAAGGAGUUCUUGAUAAUGUGGAGGCCGUUUUUGGGGUGCACGUGGUACAAAAGUAUCCUACCGGAGUUGUUGCUUCCCGACCUGGAGAAUUCCUUGCUGGCUGCGGUGGCUUUAGAGCAAAGAUAAGUGGCAAAGGAGGUCAUGCAGCUGUUCCUCAACACUCCAUUGAUCCAAUCUUGGCAGCUUCAGCAUCAGUAAUUAGUUUGCAACAAAUAAUCUCAAGGGAGGUAGACCCUUUCGAUUCUCAGGUGGUUUCUGUGGCCAUGAUCAAUGGAGGGACUGCAUUUAAUGUGAUACCAGAUUCGGCUACAAUAGCAGGAACAUACAGGGCUUUUAGCAAGAAGAGCUUCAAUGCACUCAGGGAAAGAAUAGAAGAGAUAAUCAAGGGGCAGGCGGCUGUACACAGGUGCUCUUCUGAGAUUGAUUUUACAGGAAAAGGAAGCCCGACACUUCCUCCAACUAUAAACGAUGCCGAAAUCUAUGAACAUGCACAACGGGUUUCAAUUGAUGUAGUAGGAGUAAAAAAUAUUGAAGUAGCUCCAACCUUCAUGGGAAGUGAAGAUUUUGCCUUCUACCUGGAGAGAGUACCUGGAUCUUUCUCAUUUUUAGGCAUAAGAAACGAGAAGCUUGGAUACAUACACCCUCCACAUAGCCCUUAUUUUAUGAUUGAUGAGAAUGUAUUUCCCAUUGGGGCAGCUCUAUAUGCAGGGUUUGCACAUUCUUAUCUUUCACAUUUGACAAGUAAUUCAAAUUCUUUCUGAUUAUGAAUAGAAAAACAUAAAAUUCUUUCUUUUGGCUAAA
Ricinus communis (castor bean) is the source of this 1454-nucleotide messenger RNA. Its product is annotated as IAA-amino acid hydrolase ILR1-like 1. Gene Ontology annotation, biological process: auxin metabolic process. Bases 50 to 1414 code for a protein of 454 amino acids. The transcript is spliced from 5 exons. Lineage: Eukaryota; Viridiplantae; Streptophyta; Magnoliopsida; Malpighiales; Euphorbiaceae. The record is from RefSeq and is a predicted model, not a curated record. Gene Ontology annotation, cellular component: endoplasmic reticulum. Gene Ontology annotation, molecular function: IAA-Ala conjugate hydrolase activity.